Messenger RNA from Hyphopichia burtonii NRRL Y-1933, 189 nucleotides. RefSeq lists its product as uncharacterized. The record is from RefSeq and is a predicted model, not a curated record. NCBI's taxonomy places the organism in Eukaryota, Fungi, Ascomycota, Pichiomycetes, Serinales, Debaryomycetaceae. The transcript has 2 exons. Bases 1 to 189 code for a protein of 62 amino acids.
AUGUCAACAGAGAUUGUUGAUAGGGCUGAAAAUUUAGGUAAAAUGAUUUUAGAAGGCGACAGCUUGAUAUCAGAGUUUGCUAAAUUAACCAAGGAAGAAGAAGAAAACUUUGAUGUCGCAAAAUCGUUGGUUGCAAAAUUCCUCAAUAUUGAUUUCAAUUCUUUGGCCUACGAGGAAAAUGAUCAAUGA